This is a messenger RNA of Microtus ochrogaster (prairie vole), 1904 nucleotides long. It is a transcript of the gene Zdhhc1, whose product is annotated as zinc finger DHHC-type containing 1. Lineage: Eukaryota; Metazoa; Chordata; Mammalia; Rodentia; Cricetidae. The record is from RefSeq and is a predicted model, not a curated record. Gene Ontology annotation, molecular function: protein-cysteine S-palmitoyltransferase activity. The transcript is spliced from 12 exons. The coding region runs from base 290 to 1723 and encodes 477 amino acids. Gene Ontology annotation, biological process: peptidyl-L-cysteine S-palmitoylation; protein targeting to membrane. Gene Ontology annotation, cellular component: Golgi apparatus; endoplasmic reticulum.
CGGGUGAGGCCCAGCCUGCCUUGGCGUGGCACUGCUGCAGAGCCAGCCGGUCCGAACUAAGGCCGAAGGACUCGGAGGCCCAGCCGCGGACCGGGAUGGAGCCACGCUCCGGGACGCGUCUCCUCCGGGUCCGGGGGACUGACUCUGCCCGGACGGUCUGAAGUGCGGCCGCCCUGGGGAGGGUGGACGGGCAGGACGGGGCCGAGCCGCUGGCUGACCUUGGCAGGCCGCAUCUGGCGCAGAAGUUUUCAAGUCAUCGAACAUUCAAUGAGCAUCUAUUAUAUACAAGAUGAACAUCUGCAACAAACCCUCCAACAAGACAGCCCCUGAGAAGAGCGUGUGGACAGCACCCUCCCAGGACAGUGGCCCUUCCCCAGAACUGCAGGGCCAGCGGUCUCGCCGGAACGGAUGGAGCUGGCCCCCCCACCCGCUGCAGAUUGUGGCCUGGCUGCUCUACCUCUUCUUCGCUGUGAUUGGCUUUGGGGUGCUUGUUCCCCUCCUGCCUCACCCCUGGGUGCCUGCUGGCUAUGCUUGCAUGGGUGCCAUCUUUGCUGGCCACCUGGUGGUGCACCUGACUGCUGUCUCCAUCGAUCCAGCCGAUGCCAAUGUGCGGGACAAGAGCUAUUCUGGGCCCCUGCCCAUCUUCAACCGCAGCCAGCAUGCACACGUCAUCGAGGACCUGCACUGUAACCUCUGCGACGUGGACGUGAGUGCGCGAUCCAAACACUGCAGCGCCUGUAACAAGUGCGUUUGCGGCUUCGACCAUCAUUGCAAGUGGCUCAACAACUGCGUGGGUGAGAGGAACUAUCGGCUCUUUCUACACAGUGUGGCAUCUGCUUUAUUGGGUGUUCUGCUCCUGGUGCUGGUGGCCACAUAUGUCUUCGUGGAGUUCUUUGUCAACCCCAUGCAGCUUCGUACCAACCAACACUUUGAAGUCUUGAAGAAUCACACAGAUGUGUGGUUUGUGUUCUUGCCUGCUGCCCCUGUGGAGACCCAGGCUCCUGCCAUCCUGGCCCUGGCUGCCCUACUCAUCCUCCUAGGCCUGCUUUCUACAGCCCUGCUCGGCCACCUGCUCUGCUUCCACAUUUAUCUAAUGUGGCACAAGCUUACCACCUAUGAGUACAUCGUGCAGCACCGCCCAGCCCAGGAAGCAAAGGAGACCCACAAGGAGCUUGAGUCGUGCCCCCGCAAGAUGCGGCCCAUUCAGGAGAUGGAGUUUUAUCUGAGGAACUUCAGCCAUGUGCGUCCAGAGCCCUCUGGCCAGGCUAGGCCGGCAGCAUUAAAUGCCAAUCCUUCCCAGUUUCUUGCCACCCAAGGCCAAGUGGAACCACCACUGCCCUCCUCAGACACACUGGCUCUGCCUCCACGGAUCCAACCCCAGAAAAAGAGGAAGCGGCGUGUGUAUAGAUUGCCAAGGUCUGGGGUCUUGGACCUGGAGCCCCCGCUGCCCAGGUUACGGGAAACUGGGACCCCUGGCCGCCACUCCAGCUCUUCGUCGGAUUCCACCAGUGCCAGCCCAGGCGCCUACUACUCCGCAUCAGCCGAGUCCAUGGAAGAGAUUCCAGUGGCCCAGACACGCCUGGGCAGUGCCGCGCUGGGCGCCCCAGGAGCCAGGGGCCGAGAGUCUGGGCUGGCGCUGCAGGCACGUUCGCCGGCCGUGUUCGUGAGCCCGAGCAGCGGCGAGCCCGGGUCACCUGGCGGCGGUGAAGAUGGUCUGCUUUAGUGCGGACUAGAGGCAGGUGGGCCGUGUAGGAAUGGCCGGCCCCACUCUAUGCAACACCCCAUCUUUGCCGCACCGAAUGCGGGCCUCAAGGCCGGCGGGAUCGGCCUCCCUUGCCCAAUACUCAGCAAUAUCCGCUCCACCAGCCCUGAUGUUCCAAUAAACUUUUUUUUUUUUAAAUGCU